GUGUUUGGGGAGGGGUUGAUGACGCAUUGAAAAAGAACGCUGUCAGUGGGCUCGCCCUGCAGUUCCUGCGUGUCCGUGUUCCCCGCAGUCCGUGAUCGUCUCUGCCUCCGUCUGUCCUCAGCUGAAGCUUCUAUCGACGCCAAAAUGUUUCUGUUGAAAGGAGUGAUCGGGAGCGUCAUCAAAUCUGUGACCGACAUCGACCCGUCUCAGUUCAUGCCGUCAGACCCUCCUCCUCCCCGCAGACCUCUGAAUUUGGCUGGGGCCAAUGAGAGCGAAGAGGAGAAACAGUUUCGGAGGGUUUUCCAACAGCUGGCUGGAGAUGACAUGGAGGUGAGCCCCAAUGAACUGAUGAACAUCUUGAAUAAAGUGGUCUGCAAACAUGGGAAGCUGAAGACCGACGGCUUCAGCGCUGAGUCCUGCAGGAGUAUGGUUGCUGUGAUGGAUAGUGACAGCACAGGAAAACUGGGCUUCCAUGAGUUCAAGUACCUCUGGAAUAACAUCAAGAGAUGGCAGGCCAUCUACGUUAACUAUGACGCCGAUCACUCAGGUGUGAUCAGCGCUAGCGAGCUGCCUGGUGCCUUCAAGGCUGCAGGCUUCCCACUGAAUGACCAGCUCUACAAGAUGAUUAUCCGUCGCUAUAGUGAUGACAACGGCGACAUGGACUUUGACAAUUUCAUUGGCUGCCUGGUGCGACUGGACGCCAUGUGCAGAGCGUUCAAGACGCUGGAUAAGGACAACAGCGGCACCAUCGAUCUGGACAUCAAGGAGUGGCUUCAGCUGACGAUGUAUUCGUGAGGCGAUGGAGGGAAGCCUCUCCACAGCUUCUGUUCUCACCUCUCACACCUCGCACCUUCUCCUUCCUCUCACUCAACCCGCAAUGCGCAGUUAUCAUCUUCAUCUCUGUAACGGGACCAAAACGCCGGCACUGAGCAGACACGAAGGGAAAGCUCGUGCUGCCGUUGCACUCUCCGGCGCUACGUGUGUUAAAGAUUUCUGUUCUCUUGUCUCUACAUGAAUUUUAUUAGGCUGAAAGUUUGAUGAAACUGAGUCUGAAUGUUUGAAAGAAUAAACUGACACAGCUGAUGCUA
This is a messenger RNA of Pelmatolapia mariae (spotted tilapia), 1088 nucleotides long. RefSeq names its product calpain small subunit 1. The record is from RefSeq and is a predicted model, not a curated record. Gene Ontology annotation, cellular component: calpain complex. Gene Ontology annotation, molecular function: calcium ion binding. The transcript is spliced from 11 exons. NCBI's taxonomy places the organism in Eukaryota, Metazoa, Chordata, Actinopteri, Cichliformes, Cichlidae. Bases 145 to 795 code for a protein of 216 amino acids.